Molecule: messenger RNA, 3616 nt
Organism: Lactuca saligna
Lineage: Eukaryota; Viridiplantae; Streptophyta; Magnoliopsida; Asterales; Asteraceae
Source: the annotation of a GenBank genome assembly
UUUUUAAACUUAAGGCUUUUACGGCCUUUGGUCUCUCUUUUACAUGAUUUUGUACAUUCAAAAAUGGUAUCGCACCGAUUAUCCCGUUCCUGAAGAGGUCGGUUCAUUCUAAUUUCUAACGCGGCGCACACAAAGGUUUAUGCAGGGUUUUAACCUCGUCUUCCCACCACAUCCCGAUGUGUUCUUCGACCAUCUGAUUCACUUACACGAAAAUUUUACUUCCCCUUAUACUAAUCACAACAAAAUUCAGUCGUUCUAUCAUAAUUUUUUCUUACAAAAUCAUCCCCUAAUUAAUGUUCAUCGCCCAAUUCCAUAGCUCCUUUGAUAUAUCAAUUUCUCAACCCCAUUUUGCCCCAACUGAUAUAAAACCCAGAAAAGUUUUUCAGUUAAAUUCGUCAAAAAAAUCAAAAGUUAUGUGGCGAAGCAUCUCCCAACGAGCCUCUUCAAGAAUCCCAGCAAGUUCUUUCCUUGAUUCACUUCCAUUUCGUUGCAACUUCAAUACUUUAUUGGGUUAUUCCGGAAAUCCAAUUAUUUCUGAGAAAUUACCGUUUAGAGGUAUGGAGUUCGAUUGCUGUUCAUCAAUUAAAGGACACCCGGAAAGAAAUAUCUUCGAAAUGGGUCAAAUUUUCGCUAGAGAUGAACGUAUUGGCGUGGGAAAUCACGUUGGCUUCAACGUAAAAAGAUACGCUAGUGUUGCAGAGGCUGUUGUUUCUUCAUCUACAGAUGCAGACGACGAAAUUAAUGGUGGCGACGAGGUUCAAAAACUGUUGAAUGAAAUGGGAAAAGAAAAGCAACGGCAGGCGACGAGGGGGUGGUGGCGGCAGAAGAGGGCAAAAACCGGCAGCAGUUGGAAUUAUAUGAAACUUAAACAACGGCAAGUGAAGAUUGAGACAGAAGCAUGGGAAUUAGCAGCUAAAGAGUACAGAGAGCUUUUAAGCGACAUGUGUGAGCAGAAAUUAGCACCUAAUUUACCCUAUAUGAAGUCAUUAUUUCUCGGAUGGUUCGAACCAUUAUGCAAAAAGAUCGAACAAGAUCAAGCAUUAUGUAGGAAAGGAAAGCAUAAAGCCGCAUAUGCACCUUAUUUCGAUCUCCUUCCAUCCGAUAAAAUGGCUGUUAUCACAAUGCAUAAGGUCAUGGGGUUGAUAAUGACAGGAGGCGAGAAUGGUUGUGCGAGAGUCGUAUCUGCUUCUUGUAGCGUUGGUGAAGCCAUUGAACAGGAGAUUAGGAUACACAAAUUCUUGGAGAAAACAAAGACAAAAAAAGCUGCUAAAGCUGCAAAAAGUGAAGAAAACAAAAAAGUUUCUGAUUCUGAUGAUGUUAAGAAGGAACAAGAGGGACUACAUAAGAAAGUUACAAACUUGAUGAAAAAAGGGAAGUUGCAGGUUGUAGGUCAUAUUGUGAAGGGAUAUGAUGAUUCAAAACCAUGGACACAGCCUGUUAAAGCUCAGGUUGGAAGUCGUUUGAUUGAAUUGCUUCUACAAUCUGCUUAUAUACAGCCUCCAGCUGAUCAAUUGGGUGAUUCACCUCCUGAUAUUAGACCUGCAUUUGUUCACACAUUAAGAACUUCAGUCAAAGAAGGACAGAAGACUGGAAGAAGAUAUGGUGUUAUUGAAUGUGAUCCUUCAGUGCGCAAAGGAUUAGAGAGAGCUUCGAGGCAUGUGGUUAUCCCUUAUAUGCCAAUGUUGAUACCUCCUGUAAAGUGGACAGGUUAUGACAAAGGAGCUUACCUCUUCUUACCUUCCUUUAUAAUGCGAACACAUGGAGCAAAGCAACAGAGAGAAGUGAUUAAAAAGACUCCUAAGGAGAAUCUUCAGCCAGUUCUUGAAGCAUUGGAUACCCUUGGGAAUACUAAGUGGAGGGUGAAUAAGAGAGUGCUAGGUGUGGUUGACCGAAUAUGGUCAAACGGUGGCUGCCUUGCUGGCUUGGUUGACCGACAUGAUAUUCCUUUGCCAGAAAAACCAGAUACAGAAGAUGAAGAGGAAUUGAAAAAGUGGAAAUGGAAAGUUAAAAAGGUGAAAAAGGAGAAUAGAGAGAGACAUUCUCAACGGUGUGAUGUUGAGCUCAAAUUAACUGUGGCACGAAAGAUGAAAGAUGAAGCUGGAUUUUUCUACCCACACAAUUUGGAUUUCCGGGGUAGGGCCUACCCAAUGCCACCUCACCUGAACCACCUCGGGUCGGAUCUUUGCAGGGGCAUUUUGGAAUUUGCAGAGGGGCGGGCCCUCGGGAGUUCAGGGCUGAGGUGGCUGAAGAUCCACCUGGCGAAUUUAUACGCUGUUGGUGGGGUCGACAAGCUGUCACGUGAGGGUAGAAUUGACUUUACAGAAAAUCAUUUGGAUGAUAUUUUUGAUUCUGCUGAUAGACCACUUGAUGGUGAUCGAUGGUGGUUGAAUGCUGAAGAUCCUUUUCAGUGUUUGGCUGUUUGUAUUAAUCUUGCUGAAGCCUUGAGAAGCCCUUCUCCUCACACUGUUGUUUCUUAUAUUCCUGUGCAUCAGGAUGGUUCAUGCAACGGUUUACAACACUAUGCUGCUCUUGGAAGAGAUAAACUAGGGGCGACAGCUGUCAAUUUGGUUGAAGGAGAAAGACCUGCUGACGUGUACUCAGGAAUUGCUGCAAGAGUUCUUGAGAUUGUGAAAAGAGACGCAGAAUUGGAUCCGGAUUCGUUUCCAGAUGCAAAACACGCACGACUUCUCAUCAAUCAGGUGGACAGGAAGCUGGUGAAGCAGACAGUGAUGACGUCAGUUUAUGGUGUGACUUUUAUUGGUGCUCGAGAUCAGAUUAAAAGGAGGCUGCAAGAACGAAGUGAUAUUUCUGCUGAUGAUGCUCAGCUUUUUGCUGCAGCUUGUUAUGCUGCAAAAAUAACUUUGGCUGCGCUUGGGGAAAUGUUUGAAGGUGCACGUAAUAUCAUGAACUGGCUUGGAGACUGUGCAAAGUUAAUAGCUUGUGAAAAUGAGCCAGUAAGGUGGACUACACCACUUGGUCUUCCUGUUGUUCAACCUUAUCGCAUACAUGGAAGACAUCUUGUUUCAACUUCUCUUCAAGUAUUGACUCUGCAGCGUGAAACUGAAAAGGUAAUGGUGAGGCGGCAAAGAACGGCUUUUCCCCCAAAUUUUGUCCACUCACUCGAUGGUUCACAUAUGAUGAUGACCGCAGUUGCCUGUAAACAUGCAGGCUUGAACUUUGCAGGUGUACAUGAUUCAUACUGGACGCAUGCUUGCAAUGUAGAUGAAAUGAAUAGAAUAUUAAGGGAGAAGUUUGUUGAGCUUUAUCAGACACCCAUAUUGGAAAAUUUGUUGGAGAGCUUUCAAGAGUCGUUUCCUACAUUGUCAUUCCCACCUUUGCCAGAUAGAGGAGAUUUUGAUCUUUCAGAUGUUCUAGAAUCUUCAUAUUUUUUCAACUGAAGCCAUGAAGAACUGAACAUAUGUGCACUAUUCUUUGAUUUGAAUCUGUAGAAGAUAUCAUCAUAGGUUGAUUUGUAUAUAUGUGUCACAUUUAUUGAUGUGUAUAUAUGGUCUUAAUUUAUUAGUGGUAAACUGAAAGGCAUGAAAGUAUUUACACUGAAAUAUGAAGGAAUAUCUUCGUUCUUAGGUUUUGGUUGUAAUGGAUGUUUCUUGAAAAU